Molecule: messenger RNA, 793 nt
Organism: Sander lucioperca (pikeperch)
Lineage: Eukaryota; Metazoa; Chordata; Actinopteri; Perciformes; Percidae
Product: coxsackievirus and adenovirus receptor homolog
Exons: 3
Coding region: 42-587 (181 amino acids)
Source: RefSeq, a predicted model, not a curated record
ACUGCUGUAGAUUUACCCUCACCAUCAGUGUCUCUGUUGUCAUGGCUGGACUCACAUCUGUUUUAUUCACAUCAUUAUGGAUAGUUUCUCUGGCUGGAGAAGACACAAGGAAUGUGACAGCAAAGCCCGGAGAAGACGUCCCUCUUCUCUGUCAGACUCCCAGAGAUGCUGACAUCAAAGUGAUAGUGUGGAGCAGAUCUGACCUUGGGUCAGAUUAUGUCUUCUUCUACAGAGAUGAAAGCCCACAUGAAAACUUCCAGCAUCCAUCAUAUCGUGGUCGAGUGGAGCUGAGUGAUCCGGAGAUGAAGGAUGGAGAUGUUUCUGUUGUUCUGAAGAACGUCAGCGUCAAAGACACCGGAACAUAUGAGUGUCGAGUUAUAAUCACUGAGGGAGAAGAACCUAAACUCUACAGCACCAUCAAGCUGACUGUCUCAGUCUCAGGUAACACAGCUGGAGACACUGGGGGAGGAAGAGACACGGAUGGAGUAGGCGAGGAUGGAAGAGACAGGAAAAGCAGUCUUGCAGUUGGUUUGUGUGUCAAUUGGUGGGCUUGUUUUUAUUGUUUGUCUUGGUUGUUUUAUCUUUAAAAAACGUAAAAGUAAGUGGUAGCGCUUUUAAAGGUGGGGGAAUUCAUUGUCCAAGCAAGAAUGAGAGAUACCCUGCUGUAAUGAGUCACAACCAGAUGCUGUUGAAUGUGGUUUGCAUCUGCUUGAAGCAUAUUUUAGCAUUGCACCUCCCCCACCAUCUCAGUCUGAGUCAGGAUGUCUGACUAGUGCUUGCUUCGUUGGCAUUA